GCGCCCCCUUCCACCCGGUGCCCCUGCACCUGUCUCCGAGUCUGGGGUGGGAAGGGGUCCUGUUGCGUCACCAGCUGCAGAAGACAGCCCCAGCCUCCACCACCAACUGGGGACGUGGGUGGUGGCCGAGAGCUGCUGCCCUGGGGACUGCCCAGCGCUUAGAGCCAGUACCACGUGGACAGGGACGGGAUGCGGUCCUCCUAGUGGCGGAUCCCGGGACCAACAGCUCGCCUAGCGCUUCUCCUGUGCCCGCUCCCCCUCGCCGGCCCUCUGCGCCGAGCCGCCAUCGUGGGAGGGACUGCGGCCUGCCUCCAGACUCACGAGGGGAGAGCGUCACGCCACCCACCGGGCCACCUCGGUUCGAGGAGGCCGGCGGAGCGCGGACCCGCCCUCCGUGCGGCACCCCUCCCGGCGAGGGCGCUUUCCCUUUAAAUGCAGAUCAGCGCCGCCGGCUUAGCUCCCGCGUCGCGCUCCCGGCGCAGGCGGAGGGGAAGGAGCCCGCUCGGUCGCGCCUCGGGACCCGCACCUCCAGGCUCCAGCCCCAGCCAGCAGCCCAUGGAGGACAAGAAGAAGAAAAGGAGUCCCAAGCCCUGCCUGACACAGCCAGCCCAGGCCUCAGGCACACUACGCAGGGUCCCUGUGCCCACCAGCCACAGUGGCUCCCCCGCCCCCGGGGCCCCCCCCCCCACGCGCGGGGUCCUGGCGCCCCCCAGCCACAGUGGCUCCUUGGCCCUGGGGCUCCCUCAUCUGCCGUCCCCGAAGCAGCGGGCCAAGUUCAAGAGAGCCGGCAAGGAGAAAUGCCGGCCCUCGCUGGCUGGAGGAGGGGGCGGCUCUGCAGGCACCCCGCUACAGCACUCUUCCCUGACUGAGGUGACCGAUGUCUAUGAGAUGGAGGGGGGGCUGUUGAACCUGCUCAACGAUUUCCAUUCAGGCCGACUGCAGGCCUUCGGGAAGGAGUGCUCCUUCGAGCAGCUGGAGCGCGUGCGGGAGAUGCAGGAGAAGCUUGCCCGCCUGCACUUUAGCCUGGACGUGUGUGGGGAGGAGGAGGACGAUGAGGACGACGAUGGGGUCACCGAGAGGCUGCCGGAGGAGCAGAAGAAGACCAUGGCCGACCGCAACCUGGACCAGCUGCUUAGCAAUCUGGAGGACCUCAGUAACUCCAUACAGAAGUUGCACCUGGCGGAGAACGCCGACCCGGAGGAGCAGCCCGCCGUCUAGGUGCUGGACCACGCCGAGACUGCCGCUCUCGUUUCCUACAAACUGGCUUUUUAUGGACUCGGAGUGUGUUCCGCAGCCCCCCAGGUGCUAUGGGGGUGGGGGGCACUGGCUGGAAUUAAACGGCAAAGAA
Molecule: messenger RNA, 1348 nt
Organism: Tupaia belangeri chinensis (Chinese tree shrew)
Lineage: Eukaryota; Metazoa; Chordata; Mammalia; Scandentia; Tupaiidae
Gene: CCDC28B
Product: coiled-coil domain containing 28B
Exons: 6
Coding region: 433-1218 (261 amino acids)
Cellular component (GO): centrosome
Source: RefSeq, a predicted model, not a curated record